Caenorhabditis angaria is the source of this 2381-nucleotide messenger RNA. NCBI's taxonomy places the organism in Eukaryota, Metazoa, Nematoda, Chromadorea, Rhabditida, Rhabditidae. The record is from the annotation of a GenBank genome assembly.
AUGUUUCAUAUUUCAACUGGUUGUAUAAUUGAUUGGGCAAGAUCAAGUCGAGACAAAGAAGAUGACAAUAAAUGGAGAUGUCCAACUUGUCAAAAUAAAACCGAAGUUAUGCCAUUCAAUUAUUAUUGCUUCUGCGGAAAACAACGAAAUCCAACGUAUCAAUUGGGAGAAACACCUCAUAGUUGUGGAGAUGUUUGUGGAGGAGCAAGAAAAUUUGGAUGUCCACAUCCUUGUGCUGAAUAUUGUCAUCCUGGACCACAUCCAGAAUGUCAACAACAAAUGGAAAAAUUAUGUAAUUGUAGAAAACUUGCAAAAACUGUGAUGUGUGGAAGUGGAAAUCCGAUUAUGUGUGAAGAUGUUUGUGGAAAAGUAUUGUCAUGUGGAAGUCAUACUUGUACCAAAAUUUGUCAUGCUGGAGAAUGUGAAGAAUGUACGCUAGUUGUAGAACAAGGUAGGCUUGAGAAAUGAUUUAUUCAAUUUGACACGUUGAAAUUGAACAUAUUUAUUUUCAGAAUGUUUCUGUGGCGAAUUAAUUCGUGAAGUCAUCUGCAAUCCUGAUUCACAUGAAAAAUACAAUUGCGGCAAAAAAUGUCAAGGAUUCUAUGAUUGCAAAAAUCACAAAUGCGAAAGAAAUUGCCACGAUAUCUCAAAAAAUGGGUGUGGAGAAUGUCCUCAAAGCAUUUCUCGCAUCAAAAAUUGUCUGUUUGGCAAAAAAUCGCUGAAAUCGAAUGAAAGAACUUCUUGCUUGGAUCCGAUUCCAACUUGCGGAUCGAUUUGUGAUAAAUUGCUAGAAUGUGGAAAUUAUGGAAAACCGCAUCGAUGUCGAGAAUUGUGUCACGAAGGAAAAUGUUCGCCGUGUAAAUUGAAUGCUGCGGUGAUUUGUAGAUGUAAAGCUAUGAAAACACAAAUGACAUGUGAAGAAUAUUUGGAUGUUUUGAGAAAUGGUAAGAUUAAUUUUAAAUUUGAAAAUGUUUCAACAUUUUUAUAUGAAAUUUUUAGAUUUGUCAUAGUCUCAAUAAAAAUGUUCUGUAUUGCGAGACAAAGAACAUUGUGAAUUGAGAAGAGAUCCGAAUAGUAUGAUCGAAUUGGAUGAUUUUUAUGAUUAUAGGUGAGCUGGUUUUGGGGGAGACAUUUGGGCUGAAAAUGUGUAGAACAAUCUCUUGAAUUAUGAUCAAAUUUUUUUUUCAUUAUCAGAAUUUAAAUCCUUGAAAAUUUAUGAUCAAAAUUUUCUAAAAAGCUUAGAACAGUGUUUUUUUCAGAUGAACAAUUAAUUUUUUUUUUUGAGAAAAGCACUAAUUUUUCACUCUAGUUUUUAAAAGUAUUGCUGGUUUUCAAGGAUAUACUUUUCAAAUAUUCAAAACAUUAUUGAAACAGUGAUGUUUUUGUUCAGUAUAAUUUUUAAAAAUUUAGUUUCGAAAAAAAUAGGAAAUUUAAUUUUGUCGUCAAAAAUUACUGUUUCAAGUAGUUCCUAAAUUAUAGUGUGCCUUAUAUUUUCAAUAUUUGUUUGCAGUUUUAUACACAAAACUAUGAUAUUAUUUUUUCCAAAACAAAACACAUUCAAACCCCUUAAUAAAAAAAAUAAAAUUUCAGUUCAAUGUACGAAAACGACGAAAUGAAUGAUCAAAUAAUCGAUGAUGGUUGGUCUUUGACACUUCCAUCUGGUGCAACUCUAGGACAUCGACAUCUUUUCCGAUAUUUCAAACAAUAUUUGAGACCAGUCGAUGGAACACAAAGGAUAUUAUCGAGAGCUGCGUUGGAGAAAGCAAGAGGAAUUUAUCCGCAAUUAGCAUGGACUGGAACUACUGGAGGUGGAGGUAGGCGAGAUUUUUGAGGGAGGAGAGGGAUGGAAAAAUUUGGAGGAUCUAUUCGGGUAAAAAUAUUUGAUCAACAAUUUACGAUUUAAAAACUAUGUUUUUUCAUCAAAAUAAAAUGAUUUUUGGGUUAAAACGGAUUUUGAACAUUACAUUUUUUCUACCGUUUCAAAGAGAUUUCAUGUGUUUUUUUUGAGAAAUUCCUAUUUUGAUUCUUUGUUGGAGGAUUUCGAAAAAAAUUAAAAUUAGUUUUUGAUAUUUUCUGAUCCGAAGUUUUUUUUUUGUUAAAUAAACGUUUUCAAUUUUAUUCCAUAAAAUGUUUAUUCAGUUCGAAAAUAAAUACUCCAUUCAGGGAAUUUCGACAAAUUACGUUUUUACUAUCUUUAAAAAAAACAAUUUCCAUCCUUUUUUUCUUCUCCAUAUCCCCUUAUUUUUGCAGUAAUCCAAGCUCGAAAAGUCGCCCGUGACAUGAAAUUCGUCGAAAGAUUCCGUCGUCGUUUCGAUCUUCGCGUCGCUUGCAAAUCCAACAAAUUGUUCAAAACUCGCGGAUUUGUUGGAGAUAAUCAUUAA